This is a messenger RNA of Alternaria incomplexa, 3558 nucleotides long. It is a transcript of the gene HSP98, whose product is annotated as Heat shock protein hsp98. The record is from RefSeq and is a predicted model, not a curated record. Gene Ontology annotation, molecular function: ATP hydrolysis activity; ATP binding. Bases 1 to 3558 code for a protein of 1185 amino acids. NCBI's taxonomy places the organism in Eukaryota, Fungi, Ascomycota, Dothideomycetes, Pleosporales, Pleosporaceae. Gene Ontology annotation, cellular component: cytoplasm; cytosol. Gene Ontology annotation, biological process: cellular response to heat. The transcript is spliced from 2 exons.
AUGGGUAGCGUGCUCAGUUCAAUCCGUCCCACGCCACCGCCCCCAUCCGAUAGCGCACGUUUCAUAAGUCCGGUACAACGUCAAACGCACUUGUGCGGUCCGCGAACCAUCUACAAUAGCGUCAAAGAUCUCAGUAAGCGUGUCGACUUCUACGAAGAAAUCACUAUCUUCGCUUGGCCGUCACGCGGAGGUGUGAUCGUACUCGAGAGGCCCUGUCCUGCAGAUUUCGACUUUCUCGGCCUCGACCGUCUCGACCCUCCGAAGAAGCGUCACGCCACUCGACAAGAGGAAGACGACUUUGCUCAGCGCUUACUAUUGCUCGGUGGGAAGUGGUGGGAUUCUCCCGCUAGACACUCCCUGUUCACCCAACCCGACCACUUGCAAGAUGAGGACGAAAUGGCUGCUCUCCCUGAGCCGACGGCAAGGGAAAACGCGUGGGUUGGUGUCGCAUGGCCUAGUUCGGGUGGAUUGGUCGUAGCUGAGUGGCCGACCAUGAUGUACCCUGGUGGACGCAUGGACGACGUCGCUCCAGACGAUGUGUCGAGAUUGUUUUUGUGUAUGACGAUGGACGAGAAGGCGGCAGUGCUGAUGGACAGACUCGAAGGGAAGUGGUGGAAGGGAGUCGAGAAUUACGAGCGUAAAGCUUUCAUUGGCAGCUGGGGAAACCAUCGAGGCGAAGUUGGCGGACUUCAACAAACGUGGCCAAACGAAGGAGAGAGCCAGAAUCCUGGUAGUAAAGCUCUGCCUGGUCAACGAGUUCUCUCAUCCAGAGAAUCAAACUUCGAUUCACGAAUCACCAUGACUUCAUUCGACGCCUACACCGACCGCGCCGCGAAGGCUCUAGCAGACAGCUUCGAUCUAGCUAAGGGCUAUGCGCACUCACAACUCACACCCCUCCACCUCGCCGUCUCGCUCAUAGAUCCGCCCAAAGAUCUGGCCAACCAAGUCGACGUACCGCCGCCGCCGCUAUUCAAGCAAGUACUCGAACGCGCGAAUGGCGACCCACAACUCUUCGAGCGCAACCUCAAGAAGGCUAUGGUACGGUUACCAAGCCAAGACCCUCCGCCAGAGCGGACUUCACCUUCACCUGCUAUGGCCAAGGUGCUCCGCUCCGCCGAAGACUUGAGCAAGACACAAAAAGACAGCUUCAUCGCCGUCGACCACCUCAUCCAGUCCCUCUGCCAGGAUGCGCAAAUGCAACGGAUCCUCGCCGAGUCCAACGUACCGAACGUCAAGCAGAUCGACAAUGCCAUCCUGGCACUCCGAGGCACAAAGCGAGUUGACUCCAAGUCGGCAGACGCGGAGCAGGAGAACGAGAACUUGAAGAAGUUCACCAUCGACAUGACGGCAAUGGCGCGAGAGGGCAAGAUCGACCCAGUCAUUGGUCGAGAAGACGAGACACGCAGAGUCAUCCGCAUCUUGACUCGGCGAACCAAGAACAACCCAGUCCUCAUUGGAGAACCUGGUGUUGGUAAGACUACAGUCGUCGAGGGUCUUGCCCGCCGCAUUGUCGAUGCGGAUGUGCCGGCCAACCUCGCAGCCUGCAAGCUGCUCUCUCUCGAUGUUGGUGCUUUGGUUGCUGGCAGCAAGUAUCGCGGAGAGUUUGAAGACCGCAUGAAGGGUGUCCUGAAGGAGAUUGAGGAGUCGAAGGAAAUGAUAGUACUGUUCGUCGACGAAAUCCAUCUCCUCAUGGGCGCUGGUUCAUCCGGAGAGGGAGGCAUGGACGCUGCGAACUUGCUGAAGCCCAUGCUGGCCCGUGGACAGCUUCACUGCAUUGGCGCGACAACCCUAGGCGAGUACCGAAAGUACAUCGAAAAGGAUGCUGCAUUCGAGCGUCGUUUCCAACAGGUUCUCGUCAAGGAGCCGUCCAUUCCCGAGACCAUUUCCAUUCUUCGUGGUCUGAAGGAGCGCUACGAGACCCAUCACGGAGUCACCAUCAUGGACGGUGCCAUUGUCGCAUCUGCCACCCUUGCUGCCCGCUACCUCACCCAGCGUCGACUACCCGAUUCUGCCGUUGACCUUAUCGAUGAGGCUGCGGCAGCCGUCCGUGUCACCCGAGAGUCACAACCCGAAGCGCUUGAUAACCUCGAGCGACGCCACCGACAACUACAGAUCGAGAUUCACGCGCUUUCCCGAGAGAAGGACGAAGCGUCGCAAGUCCGUCUGAAGGAGGCGCGCGCAGAGGCCGCCAACAUCGAAGAAGAGCUGAAGCCGCUUCGUGAGAUGUACGAGCGCGAGAAGGGUCGCAGCAAGGACAUCCAGGAGCAGAAGCUCAAGCUCGAAGGCCUAAAGACGAAGCUUGCUGAAGCCGAGCGUAUGCGCGACAUCCAGACUGCUUCCGAUCUCAAGUACUACGCCAUUCCAGAUGUCGAGCAGCGCAUCAGCGAGCUGGAGCGAGACAAGGCCCGCGCGGAUGCAGAGAUGUGGUCUCACCAAGCUAGUGGUGGUGGUGAGGCUCUCAUGAGCGACUCUGUUGGUCCGGACCAGAUCAACGAAAUUGUCGCUCGCUGGACCGGUAUCCCAGUCACUCGACUCAAGACUACAGAGAAGGACAAGCUGCUCAACAUGGAGCGUCAUCUCCAAGAAGUCGUCGUUGGUCAGAGGGAGGCCGUCGUCUCCGUCUCCAACGCCAUCCGACUUCAGCGCUCUGGUCUAGCCAACCCCAACCAGCCACCCAGCUUCUUGUUCUGUGGUCCUUCCGGUACCGGUAAGACACUCCUUACAAAGGCCCUCGCGGAGUUCCUAUUCGACGACGCAAAGGCCAUGAUCCGCUUCGACAUGUCGGAGUACCAAGAGCGUCAUUCCCUCAGCCGAAUGAUCGGAGCACCACCCGGCUACGUAGGCCACGACGCAGGAGGUCAACUCACCGAAGCCCUGCGCCGCAAACCCUUCUCCAUCCUCCUCUUCGACGAAGUCGAAAAGGCCGCCAAGGAAGUCCUAACGGUACUCCUCCAACUCAUGGACGACGGCCGCAUCACCGACGGCCAAGGCCGCGUCGUCGACGCAAAGAACUGCAUCGUCGUCAUGACCUCCAACCUAGGAGCUGAGCACCUAUCCCGCCCCAACGCACCCGACGGCAAGAUCGACCCCACCACCAAAGAAAUGGUCAUGGGCGCCCUGCGCAACUGGUUCCUCCCCGAGUUCCUCAACCGCAUCUCCUCCAUCGUCAUCUUCAACCGCCUCACCAAGCGCGAGAUCCGCAAGAUCGUUGACGUGCGCCUCGGCGAGAUCCAGAAACGCCUCAACCAGAACGGACGUAAUGUGCGCAUCGAGAUGACGCCUGAGGUACGGGAUUACCUUGGUUCGGCGGGUUACUCGCCUGCGUACGGUGCUAGGCCGCUUGCUCGUCUCAUCGAGAAGGAGGUGCUCAAUAGGCUUGCGGUGCUUAUCCUCCGUGGUUCUAUCAAGGAGGGUGAGACCGCGAGGGUCGUGCUUGAUGAUGGGCAUAUCAUGGUGUUGCCUAACCACACGGACAGUGAGGAUGAUUCGGAGAUGUACGAUGAGUCUGAUGCUGUUGCUGAGUUGGAUGCGGAGGAGGAUAUGGAUCUUUACGACUAG